AUGUGCCACUUUCAGGUCUCCUCACACUGCUGGUGGGUUCCAUUUUGUCAUAGGGUGCUGGCAGAUUACGGGCCUCCCAUUGCUGCUGCCAGGCCCGUAAUCUGCCAUGGGCCCCCGUACCGCCUCCUCAUGCUGCUGCCAGGUCCAGAGUGUCUCAUGGGUCCCUGUACGGCCUCCCAUUGCUGCUGUCUCCAUCGCCACACUCUGCCAUGUGCCACUUUCAGGUCUCCUCACACUGCUGGUGGGUUCCAUUUUUGUCAUAGGGUGCUGUAUGGCCUCCCAUUGCUGCUGCCUCCACCGCCACACUGUGGCUCCACACUCUGGUUUUGGCCCCGUGACUGCCCAAAAUGAGUGAAGUGUGCGGUGAUUCUAAGAUCGACGGCACUCAUCUGCAUGUCAUACUG
Messenger RNA from Staurois parvus, 404 nucleotides. Lineage: Eukaryota; Metazoa; Chordata; Amphibia; Anura; Ranidae. The record is from the annotation of a GenBank genome assembly.